Molecule: messenger RNA, 2064 nt
Organism: Syngnathoides biaculeatus (alligator pipefish)
Lineage: Eukaryota; Metazoa; Chordata; Actinopteri; Syngnathiformes; Syngnathidae
Gene: usp12b
Product: ubiquitin specific peptidase 12b
Exons: 10
Coding region: 388-1545 (385 amino acids)
Biological process (GO): protein deubiquitination
Cellular component (GO): cytosol; nucleus
Molecular function (GO): cysteine-type deubiquitinase activity; cysteine-type endopeptidase activity
Source: RefSeq, a predicted model, not a curated record
CAUGAGAGCAAAAACAUGACAUAAUACAACAGGGACAUGCUGAACACCCCCCUGAAAAUUGAGCCUCUUUGGGAGAUUACACUUGUGGUUGAAGCAGUCAAUUGGAUUUCAAAAAAUAGUCGGAAGAAUAAUGUACUGAUUGAGCAACUCGUUCUUUUUUUACAAAAAGUCUUGUACUUUGCCACAUCCGACAUGGCGGCGAGGGGGGGGGACGUACGCUGCGGCGCACGAAGCGGAAUCUUUGUCCGUUACAUAUACAGUAACCAAAUGAUGCGUUAACGGGGGCCAAGUAAGAUCUGGAGCGUCGGAGCCUCUCCCGGAACUGUGCCGCCGCGUCGGCUCGGCCGAUUUCACCGUCGGGGUUUGGUCCAACAUGGCGACGCACGGAUGGAAAUACUGAUGACAGUCCGAAAGAUCGCCUCCAUUUGUACGAUGGGCGCCAAUGCCUCCGCCUUGGAGAAGGAGAUUGGACCGGAACAGUUUCCCGUAAACGAGCACUACUUUGGAUUGGUCAACUUUGGCAACACCUGCUAUUGUAACUCGGUGCUGCAAGCCCUCUACUUUUGUCGCCCCUUCCGGGAGAAAGUGCUGGCCUACAAGGUCCAGCCCCGACGCAAAGAGUCUCUCCUCACCUGCCUGGCUGACUUGUUCAACAGCAUUGCCACGCAGAAGAAGAAAGUGGGCGUCAUCCCUCCCAAGAAGUUCAUCUCGCGGCUGAGAAAAGAAAAUGAGCUGUUCGACAACUACAUGCAGCAAGAUGCCCACGAGUUCCUCAACUACCUCCUCAACACCAUCGCCGACCUGCUCCAGGAGGAGAAGAGCCAGGAGCGGCAGCAGAACGGAAAGCCGCUUCAGAACGGAGGAGGAGGAGGAGGAGGAGAGGUAGUAAGCGGAGGCGGGGGAGGCGGCGAGGGCGAAGGCGGGAAGGAGACGCAGCGGACGUGGGUCCACGAGAUCUUCCGAGGAACGCUGACCAACGAGACGCGCUGCCUAAACUGCGAAGCCGUCAGCAGCAAAGACGAAGACUUCCUGGAUUUGUCGGUGGACGUGGAGCAGAACACGUCCAUCACGCACUGCCUCAGGGACUUCAGCAACACCGAGACUCUGUGCAGCGAGUACAAGUACUACUGCGAGCAGUGCCGCAGCAAACAGGAAGCCCAGAAAAGGAUGCGGGUCAAGAGGCUGCCCAUGAUCCUGGCGCUGCACCUCAAGCGCUUCAAGUACAUGGACCAGCUGCACCGCUACACCAAACUGUCGUACCGGGUGGUCUUCCCGCUGGAGCUGCGCCUCUUCAACACGUCGGGGGACGCCACCAACCCGGACCGCAUGUACGACCUGGUGGCCGUGGUGGUGCACUGCGGCAGCGGACCCAACCGAGGACACUACAUCACCAUCGUCAAAAGCCACGGCUUCUGGCUCCUCUUCGACGACGACAUCGUUGAGAAAAUCGACGCGCAAGCCAUCGAGGAGUUCUACGGCCUGACGUCCGACAUUUCCAAAAACUCAGAGUCCGGGUACAUCCUCUUCUACCAGUCCAGAGACUGACGGCGGCCCGGCGUUCGGGGGCGCGAGGCCCGAGCGUCCGGGCCUUUUCUUUCUUUCUUUUUUUUUUUUUAAAACCCUCUCCUGAGGCGGAUCUUCGCACCGGAUCGCCGCCCGGCGGCCUCGGGGAAGACCGGCGCUAACCGGGCCCUUCUCUGAAGGGGAGGUGGGCUCUGCGACUGACUGGACUGACUUUUUUGCGUGCGCGGAUGAACUUGUGACCCUUCGAAAGGGGCGCGGCGCCGACGGGUCCCGGCGCAGAGCCGUUCCGCGACUGCGGUGACGGGAGUCGAACUUUCGCAAAUUCACCGUUCCCCGCAUUCUCGGGAAACAUCCAAAGUGCACAAAUUCCAUUUGUUUUUUAAUUUCAAUAUUCAUAUGAAUGUCUCACUCAUUUUACUUAAGAUGUCACGCUUGACUAACAUUGUUGUGGAAGCGACUCCGGAUGUGAGGCAGAGUGAAAGUGUGCAAGUGUACAUAUAUGCAGAUAUUAUUGGAAGACUAAAUAAACGCUUGCUUGAA